Histoplasma capsulatum G186AR is the source of this 1083-nucleotide messenger RNA. RefSeq names its product transposable element Tcb2 transposase. The record is from RefSeq and is a predicted model, not a curated record. The transcript is spliced from 5 exons. NCBI's taxonomy places the organism in Eukaryota, Fungi, Ascomycota, Eurotiomycetes, Onygenales, Ajellomycetaceae. Gene Ontology annotation, molecular function: nucleic acid binding. The coding region runs from base 1 to 1083 and encodes 360 amino acids.
AUGUGCAAUUAUCCUGCACAUCAAAAAAACCCUCUAAUCAGCUCUAAAAAGAAACCUGGCAGACCUUCUAAGCUCUCUGCUCGUGAUAAACGCCUUUUAAUACACACUCCCCUACACAAACAAACUCGGCGAAAAUUAUGUUAUAAUCAUGAGAAUGGGCAUCUAGAAGAUUGGGCCUGUGCAAGCUUCUCAGAUGAGUCCAAUUUUGAGGUUGGCUUGAAUGUAUCAAGCAUAUUUGUACGCCAUCCAUGUCAAUAUCUCCUGCCUACAUUCAAAUCUGGCCGUGUGACAGUAGGGGUGUGGGCUGCUAUAGGCUGGGAUUUCAAAUCAGAGCUGGUUUUCCUUCCACCUGGAGUCCGGAUGAAUUCCUCACACUAUACCAGCAUUCUAUCUGAAUUUGGCUAUCCCCAUUACGAGAGAAGCUCUGAGAAACAUGGAAUUGCAUAUUGGAUAGAUGCUGGUGCGCCUUAUCAUACCUCUAAGGCAGUAAAAGAGUGGACAAAGAAUGUGUGGAUGAAUUGUGAAGAAUGGCCUGCACAAUUCCCUGAUUUAAAUCCAAUUGAGAAUCUCUGGAUGACUAUGAAGCGCCGUGUGUCAAAGAUAAGACAUAAGAUACACUCUACAGAGCAGAUGAAGGAUGAAUUACAGAAGAUAUGGGAUUCUAUUACACAGGAGGAGAUACAGAGUCUUAUGAGGUCAAUGCCGCGGCGAAUGAAGGCAGUAAUUGCUGCCAAGGGAGCACAUCAAAGGCGCCUGGGGAUGAAUGCCCCCUUCUUCGAUUGUUGUGUUUCAUCCACCCAACCUCCUGCCAUUCUGCAAGCUCAAAUUUGCCAGUCAAAUCCCCGCGAAACAAAGCUCCUUAAUACCAAAGGCGAACAUCAAAAGGUACAAGACACGAUGUCCGAGUGUUAUCCACAGCAAAACUCGCCCAGCACUUCAUGCGGAGCCGACGAGCUAGUCUACACCACUCUCGAGGAGCUGCUGCAAAGAAAUCCUCAAACGAGAAUGAGCGACCUGCCUACUGGUACUCGAGUUCUUGUUAACACCCAAUAUUGGGUUACAGUUGGCAAAGAACAGGUCUAG